Molecule: messenger RNA, 2244 nt
Organism: Medioppia subpectinata
Lineage: Eukaryota; Metazoa; Arthropoda; Arachnida; Sarcoptiformes; Oppiidae
Source: the annotation of a GenBank genome assembly
AUGAAUAAAUUUGCCCAAAAUCUCAUUCAAGUAGUGAAUGAACUUCAAGACAAACUCAAAGAUAGUCUUGAGUUUGAUUUGCCACAGAUUGUUGUGAUCGGUGGCCAGUCUUCGGGCAAAUCCAGUGUUUUGGAGAGCAUAGUUGGCCGCGAUUUCCUGCCCCGCGGGACAGGUAUAGUCACCCGAAGGCCACUCGUUCUCCAACUGAUAGCAGACAAAGACAUUACAGAAGAUUUCGGUGAGUUUUCUCAUUCACCCGGAAAUCAAUUUUGCGAUUUCAAUGAUAUCAGAGCUGAAAUCAUUGCGGAAACCAAUCGAGAAGUGCCCGCAGAGUGCGCCAUAUCUCCCAAACCAAUCGGUCUGAAGAUAUAUUCCUCGAAAGUGUUGGAUCUCACUCUAGUAGAUCUCCCGGGUAUGACAAGAGUAGCCGUUGGGAGUCAGCCCUGGGAUAUUGAAUCUCAAAUUGAGAAAAUGAUUUUGGACUACAUUUCUGGUGAAAAUUGUCUUAUUUUGGCGGUCACUCCCGCCAACCAAGAUUUGGCCACAUCUGAUGCCCUAAAACUGGCCAACAAAGUAGAUCCCGAGGGCGACCGCACUAUCGGUGUCCUCACUAAACUGGAUCUCAUGGACUCGGGAACCGAUGCCCGGAAUAUACUGAUCGGACACCACGCCAUCAAAUUGAAGCGGGGAUUUCACGGAGUGGUUAAUCGAUCCCAAAAAGACAUCGACGGCAAGAAAGACAUUAAGAAAGCACUUCUCGACGAACACAAGUUCUUCGUCGAACAUCCCGCGUACUCAUCAAUGGCUAAACGUAUGGGAAUUAAUCAUUUGCAGCAAUUCCUUCAGACGGAACUGUUUGCACACAUCGCCGUCCGAUUGCCGCCAUUGAAGGCCAAAACGGAGUUUAAAUUAAAUCAAGUGAAUGAGUAUUUGAAGAAAAUCGAGUUUCCGGAAGACUCGAUGGAAAAGGAGAGACUAUUGGCCCAAACGAUUGAGUCGUUUCGCAAUCAUUUCAAGAGCUCAAUGGGAGGAAGUGUUUGGAGAGUAGACGUCAAUGAUCUGAGUUGUGGUGCAAUAAUCAAUGUCUUAAUGAACGACACGUUUCCCAAAGAGAUUGAACUCUUGUUUUACGACGAAAAGCGAUUGUCCCGUAAGAUCGCGACCGCUAUUCAAAACUCGUUCGGCACUCGUUUGGGUGUUUUCAUACCCGACGCCGCAUUCACUUCAUGUGUCGACCCUUUAAUUGAACUCUUCGUAAAGCCGGCCAUUACUUGUGUCGAUUGGGUUACCGAUGAGAUUACGAAAACAAUCAGAAAAUGUUUGGAUGAUAUAAACUGUUUUCCUAAUCUAAAGAAAGUCUUCGCCGAUUUGACUUUGGAUUUUGUUCGCGAGUCUAAUCAGAAAUGCAAACAAAUGGUCGACCAUUUGAUCCAAACAGAGAGAUGUUAUCCAAAUACUCUUCACGAGGAUUUCGUAGAAAUGAUUGGUGAUGGUAAGACAACACCCAUAGCACCGCCACAACUGUAUCCUCAAACUCCUCAACAAAAGGCACAGAACUUAAAGUCGGAUUGGAUUUCAUAUAAGAAGAAUGACUUAUGGUUUGUCCUCAAAGACACCACUCUUUAUUGGUUUAAAGACGAGAAACAAAAUGGCAAAAAAGGUUCAAUCGAUUUAAAGGGCUGUCAAAUGACUUUUAAAGACGCGAAGAGCACUAAACUCGUCCUCAUUUUGCCCAAAAGUUAUCGCAUUAGCAACCAAUUUAUGUUAACGUUUAAUACACGACAAGCAUUGGAUAAAUGGUGGUAUUGGUUGGCGGAAGUGGGGGUCGCCGUUGCGGCUAAUCAAGUGAUUAUUAAAUCCAUUGAUUGGGAUUUAAAAUAUGACGAGUCUUUCGAAAGCGGUUCCCAAUUGAAUGUCAAUUGUGUGACUCAAGACUUGACGUUUCCCGACGUAAUGAACACACAAGUAGACGAAGUGAAGCGCUACCUUCACACCUACUUUGUUAUCCUUAAGAAGACAUUUAAGGAUCGUUUGCCAAAACUAUGUCAAUUAGAACUGAUUAACGUGACCUCAAAGUUCAUACGAACUGAACUCCAGGUCCGGAUUCGGGAUCAGUUCUCGACAAUCGAUGAAAUCAUUGGUGAAGAUCCGGACAAAGAGUUGAGAAUUGAGUUAUUGAAUAAUAAGAAAGAGUACACCGAAGCCAUUGUUAUAAUGGAAAAGUACUCCAAAAUGAGACUUUAA